Carassius auratus (goldfish) is the source of this 986-nucleotide messenger RNA. Its product is annotated as butyrophilin-like protein 2. The transcript is spliced from 8 exons. Gene Ontology annotation, cellular component: external side of plasma membrane. Gene Ontology annotation, biological process: regulation of cytokine production; T cell receptor signaling pathway. Lineage: Eukaryota; Metazoa; Chordata; Actinopteri; Cypriniformes; Cyprinidae. The record is from RefSeq and is a predicted model, not a curated record. Bases 55 to 963 code for a protein of 302 amino acids. Gene Ontology annotation, molecular function: signaling receptor binding.
GUCUCCUGGUCUUCGCUUCUGAGUUUCCAACAAUAUCAUCCGUGUCAUACAGAGAUGAAGUUCAUUUGUUUGACUGUCCUGAUUAUUAGUGGAGCUACAGAUUCAAGAUCAGAGGACCAUAAUUUCGUGCGACCUGCAGAUCCUGUAUUUGCUUUAGCUGGUGAAGAUGUUAUUCUGCCCUGUUCAGUCAAAUUCAACCUCAAUCCUGUGGACACGAGAGUGGAGUGGUUUAGAUCUGAUCGGAACGACUCAGAACUAGUGCAUCUCUAUGAGGAUCAUGACGACAGAAACACAAAUCAGAGUCAGUCCUACAGAGGGAGAACAAAACUGAAUCAUGAAGAAUUACAGAAAGGAAACGUAUCACUCAAACUCUCAUCUGUCCAAGCCUCUGAUGAAGGACGUUAUAAGUGUUCUAUUCAGUCCGAAUACAGGUCUAUUGAGACCACUGUUAAUUUUACUGUUGGAGUUGUAGGACGUCCUCCAGUGAUCACUGUAGAUGGAUUUGAUUACAUAGGACUACUUCGUCUUCAGUGUGAAUCUGAAGGUUGGUAUCCUGAACCUGUUCUUGAGUGGAUGCUAACUGAAACAACCUUUUUGAGUUCAGAAACUGCAGAGACACGCAGAAAUGAAAAUGGAUUCAGUGUGAAACACACUGUCACUGUAUAUGAGAAGCACCGCAAGAUUCACUGCAGAAUCAGACUGAAGAAUCACAAGCUGGAGACACUGAUUAUCACCUCAAGUAAUAUGUUUCAACUUUGGAGGAAAUCAGCCAUCCAGUUUCCAGUCAUAGUCGUGCUCGGUGGUUUUAAUGUAGUACUGAUAGCUGUGAUCAUUCAUAAAUACAUAGGACACAGAAAACUAAAGACUGAGAACAGGAAAAUACACCAUGAACUUGAUGAACUUUUGCAGAGUCAGAAGAUACCAAAAGUGAUCACGCAUUUAGAAACAGACAUGGGUGAGUAAAAAGUACUAAUGUUUUUAUAUUU